ACGGCCGCACACAAACACAACACACGCACACAGGCAUCGACUGCCCAAAGAGUGACACUUCGUAACACUACAAUGACAUUAAAGUGUAUUUACAGCUGUUUUUAAGUUUAUUUACUUUCAAAAUUACCUAAGUUUAAUUGAAGGAGUGUUAAUAAAUAAAUCAAAAUGGUUUCGGUGAUGGCGGCUUUGGCCAUUUCGAUGGUUUUCGUCGGAUGUUGCUCCAACGUCGUUUUCUUAGAGUUGGUGGUCAAAGAAGACCCGGGGGCGGGAAAUCUAGUCACGUUCCUACAGUUUCUCUUUAUAGCAGUUAUUGGAUUUUGCACCGUCGGCAAAUUCGGAACAGCCAAGAGAAACAUACCUUUCAAACAGUACCUUUUACUAGUCGGAUUCUUUUGGACAAGCAGUGUGGCUAAUAACUACGCCUUCGACUUUAACAUAGCUAUGCCACUGCACAUGAUAUUCAGAGCCGGGUCACUGAUGGCCAAUAUGGCUAUGGGAGUGUGGAUAUUGAAGAAACAGUACCCCCCUCUGAAAUACUUAGCCGUGUUCAUGAUCUCCGCCGGAAUAGCGGUAUGCACGAUCCAAUCCAGUGGUGACGUCAAGGCCCAGAGAGAAACCUCAACAGAUGCGGUAGAGGAAGAACGACUCAAGUUCAUUGAUUGGCUGUGGUGGUGCCUCGGCAUUGCCAUCCUGACCUUUGCGCUCUUCGUCUCAGCCAGAAUGGGCAUAUUCCAAGAGUCCUUGUACUCAAAGUACGGCAAGCACCCUUGGGAAGCGUUAUACUACACUCAUUUACUGCCACUUGUGUUUUGGUUGCCGACGGCGCCUAAUUUACUUGGCCACCUGAGUUUAGCCAAAGAGACCCCUAUGAUGGAGGUGUUUGGGGUGAGUCUGCCGCGGCAGGUGGUCUGGCUGAUCCUUUACGUGGUGACACAGGGAUUAUGCAUCAGUGCCGUGUAUGUUUUAACAACGGAAUGCGCGUCGCUGACGGUGACCCUGACGGUGACACUGAGGAAGUUUGUGUCACUGAUAUUCUCGAUCGUUUACUUCAAGAACCCGUUCACUCUGGGCCACUGGUUGGGAACGCUGCUCGUGUUUAUUGGGACAUUGAUUUUCACGGAGAUCCUUCAGAAGUGCGUCGCACUGGUGCAACCGAGCCAAAAGGCAGUUGAAAAGAAGAAGAAAUAAGGAUUGAAUGUGAUGUGAACCGCGGAUUUUAAGAACAAUUUUAGCCCGUUGUACCUAUUAUGUUUUUGUUGGUCAUGCCUGUUGUUCUGUUACAUUUGUUUGUCAUGAUGACUCUGCUGAUAUGUGUGAUUAAGUGAAUGCCGUUAAUAAUGCUAUACAUUAUAUAUAUAUUUUUAUUUAAAAUAUGUUAAAAAAAGAACAAAUAUACUUAGUUAAAUUUAUAUAGAAUACAAUUUUGAGAAAUUAACACAAUGUAUUAAUAGUAUAGUUACAUAGCCAGUCCACAAAUGUACAGUACAUUUUUAAUGUCAUUCAUAAGCUAAAUUAUAAAAAAUAAUGAUGUUUUUUUUAAUAAAAAAAAUGGUAACGGUGCAGCAAAUUUUCGAUGUGGGAAAGGUAGUAAUGUAAUAUUAUCACAAACAAAAGUUAAUUUAUUUAUAUCAAUUAACCAUUACCUAAGGCAAGCUGAAUGUUAAAUAUUCAGAAUAAAUGAGAGUCCAUAUUUAUAAUUGAUUCAAAAUUUUAUUUUUGAUAUUUUAAUAAUUUAUAUUUUCAAAAAUCUUUAUGCUCUUACUAGAUUAAACUUCAUAAAAACUGGUUAACUUGAAUGAUGAUGAUGAUUAAUUAUAACGAUAACUUGAAUGAUGAUUACUAAAUUAUAUGCAGUGUUUUGCUAUAAUACCUAUGUAUAAUAAUUAUAAUGAUUGAUGAUAAAUGACAAAUGACGACACCUCAUUUAUAAUUGUAUACUUGUAUAGUAAGUACUUAUUACAAUACACAAUGGUUUUAAAUGACAAUAAUUUUAGUUGCACCUAAACAAUAAUUGAUUGCACCGCUUAUAAAUAUUGGGCUGUGAGAUUAAUCAAUAUUUUAAGUUUUUUUAUACUUACCUACUACACAGUUGGCUUCUUUAUUAUGUAAAUAAUUUGGACCAUGUCAAAAAACAGUAUUUUGACAAAGAGCUAUAACAUUGUUACAAACCCAAGGUUCUGCAUAGUAAUUACGAAGUCAAGAAUUUUGCCAUAAGUAUUUAAAUACAAAAACAUGAUUUAUUAUAACUAAUAAGACAUAAGUAUAAAUGUUUUGAGUUACUUAAUACCACAUGCUAUGUUAAUUAAUGCUUACGAUUAUAUACCUAAUUUUAUUUAAUACAAUAACCCAGCAUCUCAAUUGAAUAAAUGAAAACCUUACAAGAA
Messenger RNA from Plutella xylostella (diamondback moth), 2384 nucleotides. RefSeq names its product ER GDP-fucose transporter. NCBI's taxonomy places the organism in Eukaryota, Metazoa, Arthropoda, Insecta, Lepidoptera, Plutellidae. The record is from RefSeq and is a predicted model, not a curated record. Gene Ontology annotation, molecular function: UDP-xylose transmembrane transporter activity; UDP-N-acetylglucosamine transmembrane transporter activity. Gene Ontology annotation, cellular component: endoplasmic reticulum membrane; Golgi membrane. Gene Ontology annotation, biological process: UDP-N-acetylglucosamine transmembrane transport.